Molecule: messenger RNA, 739 nt
Organism: Cannabis sativa
Lineage: Eukaryota; Viridiplantae; Streptophyta; Magnoliopsida; Rosales; Cannabaceae
Exons: 2
Coding region: 127-375 (82 amino acids)
Source: RefSeq, a predicted model, not a curated record
AUAGCCUCUUUUCCUUUUCUUCUCAAGUUCUUAACUGUGAUCAAGUGUUGAUUAAGAAGGGAGAAGCCGUACACCUCUUCUUCUGUGGAUAAAAGAACCAAAACGUUGUCGUACUACGAAGAAGAAAUGCUUAGGCCUUCUAUUGGACUCGGAAACCUCUUCUCCUUCUCCAAGCUCUUUCGUCAGCUGGAGCAAGAGAUGGAAACCGUGGUAAAUGUGUUGCAGCCUGGACCUUUAGGAAUCAUAGAGCACAAGUUCUCUGGUGAAGAGAUUCGCGAGGCAAGUGCUACGGUUCAUAGAGCUGUAGAGAAUUGGCGACGAAAUGCAAAACUGGAACCAACAGCUCACAUCUUAAACGAUUACAUUAAGAAAUGAAGGGAAGAUAUUAGCUAAAACCAUUUUCCAUUGAUGGCUCAAGAUUCUUAUGUUUUUGUCGGAGGAUGUUGAAGAACUUGGUGCCUUCGUUUAACUUUUGUACAUUAACGAGUUUGAUUGCUGUUGUCUUUUAUAUUUUUUUUUUCUAUAUAUCACUACCCCCUAUUUUACAAGAUAAUGUUUGUAUAUUCUCUCUUUUUCUCAAAUUCACCGUCAUUUGUUCCUUGUGUUCUGUCCUUAUUUAUAGAGUUUAGAGUCAUCGUUAUUCCAUUGGAGUCUUAUCACUGAAACUAUUCGUGAAACGUGGACAAUUCCCACAUUUUAUAUUUAGAUUACAUGAGAUAAUAAUAAAUAAUUGCUAUAA